This is a messenger RNA of Spodoptera exigua (beet armyworm), 753 nucleotides long. The record is from the annotation of a GenBank genome assembly. NCBI's taxonomy places the organism in Eukaryota, Metazoa, Arthropoda, Insecta, Lepidoptera, Noctuidae.
AUGAGUGUCUGUGACAGGCCUAUCCGCGGCAUGUCGGCGGUGGUGAUGGGCGCGGGCCCGGCGCACGCCUGCUUCUUCGCCACGUACGAGUACUGCAAGCACUCGCUGUCGCAGCUCACCAGGCACCGGCACGACCACAUCACACACGGACUCUCGGGCUGCAUCGCGUCGCUAGUGCACGACGCAGUCUCCAACCCGGCUGAGGUGGUGAAGCAGCGCAUGCAGAUGCUGCAGUCGCCGUACCGCGGCGUGUGGGAGUGCGCGCGACACGUGUACCGCAGCGAGGGCGCGCGCGCCUUCUACCGGUCGUACGGCACGCAGGUGGCCAUGAACGUGCCCUUCCAGGCGCUGCACUUCGCCACGUACGAGGCCUGCACGGCGCGCCUCAACCCCGCGCGCGCCUACGACCCGCUGGCGCACGCGCUGGCGGGCGCGGCGGGCGGCGCGCUGGCCGCGGCCGCCACGACGCCGCUGGACGUCUGCAAGACCGUGCUCAACACGCAGGAGCGGGCCGCGCGCGCCGACGGGCUGCUGGACGCCGCCGCCGCCGUCCUGCGCGCCUCGGGCCCGCGCGGCUUCUUCCGCGGCCUGCAGGCGCGCGUCCUCUACCAGAUGCCGGCCGCCGCCAUCUGCUGGCUCACCUACGAGACCUUCAAGCACGCGCUGGGCGGCGCCGCCGACGACGCGCCGCCCGCGCCGCCGCUGGCCUGCGCCGCGCUGCGCCUGGCCGCCGCCGACGUGCCGGCCUCGUAG